Molecule: messenger RNA, 867 nt
Organism: Owenia fusiformis
Lineage: Eukaryota; Metazoa; Annelida; Polychaeta; Sabellida; Oweniidae
Source: the annotation of a GenBank genome assembly
UGAGCUCUCAAACACUACAUCAAUUAUGCUGACAUUGGUUGUUUUCGUCGCAGGGCUAACUGCAGUGCUGGCUGAAGGAUAUGGAUCCCGAUGCUUUGACUGCAACUAUGCCCCAUCAGGCUAUAGUUACCAGUCUGACUACUGGAAGCGAUCCACCACAGCUGGGUAUGAGGGAUGUGCUCUAGCUAACUACGAUGAUGCUGAUAACCUUGACAAAUGGACCUGCAAAUCUGGAAGGUGCUUCAUCCGUAGAGACAAAAAUGGGCUCGUAUACAGAGGAUGUGCUGAUGAGGAAAACCUCCCCCUUGGUGUCAACUCUUACAGUGGCUGCCAGUAUGUUGCUGGAUCCCAGUGGUACUUUUGCAAAGGAGAUCUCUGCAACAAGGGACAGAUUGGAGACUACGGACAUUGUGACUACAAACCAUCAUACCACUCCCACAGCUACAACCCAUGUGACGGCAAAUGCUACGGCAACCCCAGUGGACUCUUCAAGGACAACUACAACCCAUACGGGUUCAUCCAGUGUGGAUGUGACUACAAAUACGAUGCCUACAGCAAGACCAGCAAGGCCUGUAUCUGCUGCAAGCCCCUCCAUGUCAAAUGCCCCAAGGGAACAGCUUUCAACGACUAUGCCAAGGUCUGUGACACUGCAAGCUACACUGCCCCUGCCCCUGCCUACCAAGCCCCUGCCUACCAUGCACCAGCUUACCCAAGCUACCAGGCCCCUGCUUACCCAAGCUACCAGGCCCCUGCCUACCCAAGCUACCAUUAAUUCUUUUAUCAUGUAUAUAUAAUUAAAUUUUCCAAUAAAAUUGCAAAACAAUGACAAACGAUGACAUUAUUUAUGUUGAUAUAAGUAUUUAUUUU